AUGGAGGUACCCGGAAAGAAGCGUGACCCUGGCCUUGACAAGGGUUCCGCUGACUCCACUGUCUACUGCCAGCCGUGUGGAGAGGGCGGUAAACGCGCUGUAGCCCAGGGCUUCUGUCAGACGUGCGAAGAGUACAUCUGUGCUCCCUGUUUCGGGUACCAUAAGCGAUUGAAGAUGUCCAGGAACCACAUUCUGCUGUCUAAAGACAAGAUGCCCUCUUUCUUUCCGACCACCAAGCAGUCAGCUAUCGCAGACACGGAGUAUUGUAAAGACCAUCCGAAGGAGAUGAUUAAAUUUUAUUGCCCGACCCACGGAUACCUUGGCUGUGGUGAUUGUGCCGUUCUCGACCAUCGCAGCUGUAAAGUUGACUACAUCGCUGAUGUGGCUAAAGAAUUUGUCAUUGGAAAUGAAUUCAGAGAGCUGGAACCAUCGAUUAAACGAGCUGAAGAUAUUUUAUCCGGGUUCAUUAGUAACGUCAAAGAGCUUUUUGGUGAUGUCAAAAACCAGUCUAAGGUUGAGAUAGAUAAACUGAGGAAGUUCCGUGCAGAAAUAAACACAUACCUGGACCGGCGCGAGAAGGAGUUGCUCGACAACAUCGAGAAAGUCAAGACCGAGGAUGAGAACGCGCUGACUGCACUAAAGACCGAUUGUGAGUUGAUGAAAACCGGACUUGAGGCCAUUAGGACGGAACUGACUUCCGGUGACGUCUCGAUGAACCAGCAGUACGUGGCAGCAAGGCGAGGCCGAAAGGAGCUACGGGGGAUUCAUGACGAGAUGAAGAAGACAGCUGGUAGAAUGAAGGCUCGGAGGUACCGGUUUACUAAGGACGCGGACACGGAGCGGUUGCUGGGAACAUAUAUGGGCCUUGGAACACUGGACGUUCUGGGAGAGUUUCAAAAGAAUAUUCCAGUUCCUGACCUCUCUACUGUCACAUGGAAGAAUGAAGCAGACAUCAACGUCAGAACGCCAGAGGACCAGAAACCCUGCUUUAUUUCCGGCCUCGCCCUUCUCUCUCCUGGUCUCUUCAUCCUGACUGACUUUUCUAACAACUGUGCCAAACUGGUGGACGUCACCACCCGCAACAUCACCUCCCGCAUCGAAAUACCAGACUGGCCCUGGGACGUGUGUGCGCUUCCUGAUAACCAGGCCGCAGUCACUCUCCCGGCUUCCACACUACCGACCCUGUACGUGUCUGACUCCACUACACACACAGUCCUCCAGCUGUCUCUAGACGGGAAGGCCCUACGAGAGUACAGUGACAAGAAGCUCGAAGGUCCAAAGUCCGUGGUGGAGGUAUGUCCGGGUCAGCUGAUCGUGUGUGGGAAAGGCAGUGAUAACGUCAUGCUUAUGACGGAGAAGGACGGUAAGAUGGCGGAAAUACUAGGACGUAAGGACGGACUGUCCUGUCCCUUCUCUGCGUCCUUCUGUCCCCACACACGUACAAUAGUUGUCGGGAUGUACGGGAAUUACUCAUUAAAGGUGUUUAGUGCAAACUGUUAG
Mya arenaria is the source of this 1500-nucleotide messenger RNA. RefSeq lists its product as uncharacterized. The transcript is spliced from 3 exons. Gene Ontology annotation, biological process: positive regulation of DNA-templated transcription. The record is from RefSeq and is a predicted model, not a curated record. Bases 1 to 1500 code for a protein of 499 amino acids. Gene Ontology annotation, molecular function: ubiquitin-protein transferase activity; zinc ion binding. NCBI's taxonomy places the organism in Eukaryota, Metazoa, Mollusca, Bivalvia, Myida, Myidae. Gene Ontology annotation, cellular component: chromatin; nucleoplasm.